This is a messenger RNA of Archocentrus centrarchus (flier cichlid), 2841 nucleotides long. RefSeq names its product far upstream element (FUSE) binding protein 3 (gene fubp3). The record is from RefSeq and is a predicted model, not a curated record. The transcript has 19 exons. Gene Ontology annotation, molecular function: RNA binding. NCBI's taxonomy places the organism in Eukaryota, Metazoa, Chordata, Actinopteri, Cichliformes, Cichlidae. Bases 12 to 1688 code for a protein of 558 amino acids.
UGCCGAGGCGGAUGAUGAUGAUGGCGGAGCUGGUUCAGGGACAGGCCUCGGUGGCUCAGCCCGGAACGAAAGAUGACUUCGCAGACACGAUACGCCGGGUCCGACAGAUGACAGCCAAGAUGGGAGGAGACCAGAUGCCCAAUAUGAACAGUUCAUCUCCAGCUUUGGACCCCUCCAUCUAUGGCUUUGGAGGCCCGAAACGUUCUCUAGAUAAUGGAGUAGGGAACCAUCUCAGUGCAAUGGUACAUCAAAGGGCUUUUACAACAGAAGACUUCAAAGUGCCUGAUAAGAUGGUGGGAUUCAUCAUUGGAAAAGGAGGCGAGCAGAUCUCAAGAAUUCAGCAGGAAUCCGGUUGUAAGAUCCAGAUUGCGUCAGACAGUGGAGGCAUGUUGGACAGACCCUGCACACUGACUGGCUGCCCAGAGAACAUAGAGCAGGCAAAGCGGCUUCUGAGUGAGAUUGUUGAGCAGUGUAGGUAUGGUCCAGGCUUCCACAAUGAGAUGGACGGCAACAGUUCCAUUCAACAGAUCCUGAUCCCUGCAAAUAAAGUUGGCCUAGUGAUCGGCAAGGGAGGAGAGACCAUUAAACAACUGCAGGAGAGAACAGGAGUGCAGAUGAUAAUGAUUCAGGAUGACCCCAUGCCCACUGGAGCAGACAAGCCCCUGAGAAUCACUGGGGAUCCCCACAAAGUGCAGCAAGCCCGUGAACUUGUGGUGAAGCUCAUCCGGGACAAAGACCAAGGAGACUACAGAUCUGGCAGGGGAGAUUUUGGAUCCAAAAUGGGUGGAAGCAGUCUGGACGUGGUUGUGCCUAGGUUUGCUGUUGGCAUCAUCAUCGGCAGGAAUGGAGAGAUGAUCAAGAAGAUUCAGAAUGAUGCUGGAGUCAGGAUCCAGUUCAAACAAGAUGAUGGCAUCAGUCCUGACCGUGUUGCUCAGGUGAUGGGCCAGCCCGACCACUGUCAUCAUGCAGUCCACCUCAUCAAUGAACUCGUUCAGACGGCUCAGGAGCGAGAUGGAUUUGGUGGUGUAAUGGGACGUCGAGGACGAGGCGACUGUAACAUGGGAGGGCCUGGAGGUCUGCAAGAAGUGACAUAUGCAGUACCAGCUGAUAAGUGUGGCCUGGUGAUUGGCAAAGGUGGAGAAACCAUCAAGAACAUCAAAGAGCAGUCUCGUGCUCACGUGGAGCUGCAGAGAAACCCACCGCCCAACACCGACCCCAAUGUGCGCAUCUUUUCCAUCCGAGGCACCCCUCAACAGUUGGAAAAGGCCCGCCAGCUGAUCAAUGAGAGAAUUGGGGGCCCAGGAAUUGGGGGGAACAGCACCUUCGGUAUGAAUCCCUACAACCAAGGACCAACCACUCCUCCCCAACAUGGCCCUCAGACGUUCAUGACUGGAGGAUGGGGGACAACUUUUCAGAUAUGGCAACCUCAAGGCCAACAGGAUAACAGUCACAAUGGCUCCCAGACGGGCCAGAUGGACUGGGAGCAGUAUUACAAAAAGUUAGGUCAGCAAACCCAGGCCCAGAGUACUGUUCCUGAAUACAACAAAGGUUGGGGCCAGACGGCUAGUCCCGGAUCUCAGCAGACCUCUAAUUCUGACUACAGCACCUGGGUUGACUUCUACAGACAGCCGAUGGCCUUCUUCAGCCAGGGUGCUCAGACGCAAGCCCCAGGUCUUCAGGAUCAUUAGAGAAGACGCCCAGGUUAAAGACUUGAAUCACUGAGGAUGAAAACAACCCUUCUUUUUUUUUUUUAAACAGGGUGGGGGGGGUCUAGAUUUCCAGCGCCUUGAAAACUUUUUUUUUUUUUUUUUUUUUUUUUCUUAGUGAGAAACACUAGCUGUAGAGUGACUUAUAUAAUAAAGUAAUAUUUCUAAAAUCAGGAACAUUUAUUUGUUACUAAAUGCUUAUGUACACUGUUAUUUUGGAUAUACAGUAUAUGGGAUCCCUAUUUUUUUUUUUUUUUGGACUUGAGAGAGAGCUGUUUUCAUUUGUUCUAUAUUUUCCUGUCUUUACUCGGAUUUGCGCCAAAAUGAACCCCAGAGUUGUAACAUUUCAAAAGGCAAUAUGAUCUAUUUUUUCUAGUUCUGUCGAAAUGAAACCAUGAUUAUGUGCUUAGCAGUCUUGAAUACCAUGUUUUGGGCUUUUUUUUUUUUUUUUUUUUUUUUUGUCACAUGUCAUAAAAUGUUUAAAACGUGUUUAAAAAUGUUUUUUCCUUUUACAUAAUUCAAUAAAAUGAAACUGUGAUGUUUUGUUACAGGAAAUGUAAUUUUUGUUUUUUUUUUUGUGUGUUACAAGGUUUAAAGUGGAUUCAUGUCAGCCAGUGGCAAUAGUUCUAAUUUAAUUCCUGUUGUGCAUUGUAUGCUGUUUCAUUGUCAUUUUAUUGUACUCUGGUUUAAAGAAAAGGUGCAAUAUCUUAUUUCACUUUUGAAACAAAGAUGGGUUCUCUAAUAUUUUGACAGACUUUUUAACUUGUAGUUUUAAGAUGAUUUUUUUUUUUCCAAAUGCAAAUGUCAUGGAUAAUUUAUUACACUGAUCUGAUAUGAGAGGAUUUAGGGGGAUGUUGCAAAUAGCUUUUUUGACUUUGCUACCUUGUACAACUAUGUGUAUAUAUAUAUAUGCUCAUAUAUUUGACUGUUAAUUUAAACAUCUGUUUCAUAUCUAUAGAUAUAUAAAUACUUUUUGUUUUUUCCUGUGAUCAGAGUUGCAGGAAAAUUGUCCCUCUUUUUCUGUUCUGUUUUCACACUGAAAAUGUUCAGAUUGUAAAUGUGCGAUUUGAAAUUUGAUGUUGCAUCUUGUUAUGAAGCAAAACAAGACGUGGUGGAUUUUUUUUUUUUUUUUUUU